AUGUAUCUUACCACAAGUAUAUCUAAAGUCAUUGUAAAUAGUCGUUAUGACAAUCCAUUCCAACUUGGUUCUAGUACAGUUGAUUGGUGUGAACCGAACUAUGUUAUUAGUGAAUAUAUUGCUGAGUUUUGGAAUACAGUAUCCAAUAUCUUCUUUUUUUUGGUUCCACCAUUUAUGAUUAUUCUUUUCCGUCCAUAUUCGAAACGAGUAGCAAAUGGGAUAGGAAUUCUUUGGAUUAUAUUGAUUAUCAUUGGUGCUGGUUCUGUUUAUUUUCAUGCUACACUUAGUCUUGCUGGACAAUUAGUUGAUGAAAUAUCAAUUCUUUGGGUACUUGCUCUUGGUUAUGCAUUGUUUUUGCCUGCUGCCUAUUUACCACAAUCAUUUCGUGUUCAACGACAUCGUUUUGUCUACAGUUGUAUUAUUUUUGCUUCGAUAAUUACUGGCUGUUCGUUUGUUUAUCCAUAUGCGAAUGCUUUUGCUCUCAUGGCUCUUGGUUUACCUGCAAUAUUCUUUAUUGUUCUUCAUCUUUUACGAUCUGAAAGUACACGUAUAAAAAGUCUUGGUAUUCAUUGUUUUGCUAUGUGGGUUAUUGCAGUUACAAUAUGGAUCAGUGAUCGAAUGUUUUGUUCCUAUUGGCUGUCGAUAUCAUUUCCUUAUUUACAUUCUAUAUGGCAUUUAUUAAUUUUAUUUAGUAGUAAUCAAGGUAUUGUUAUUUGUGGUUAUUUAACAAUAAAACAACAGAACCCUCAAGUAAAUCUUCAUUUACAUUAUUGGCCUAAUGAACAAUGGAAAUGGCUCUCCUUACCCUAUUUGAAGUUUCAUGAUGAGGAUAAUGAUAAUUUAUCAACAAAAUCAAUUAUUUAA
This is a messenger RNA of Rotaria socialis, 864 nucleotides long. Lineage: Eukaryota; Metazoa; Rotifera; Eurotatoria; Philodinida; Philodinidae. The record is from the annotation of a GenBank genome assembly.